CCCUUUACCUCAACGAAAAUAUCGAAAUCUUAGAGAAGAAGAGAAAGAAAAUAGAAAAGAGAAAUGACGACGACAGAGAAGAAAGAGAUGGAAGUGGUGAAAGGGCUGGACCUGGAGAGAUACAUGGGCCGUUGGUACGAGAUUGCUUCUUUCCCCUCCAGAUUUCAACCAAAGAACGGUGUCGACACGCGCGCCACCUACACCCUUAACCCAGACGGUACGGUGCACGUCUUGAACGAAACUUGGUCCAACGGGAAGAGGGGUUUUAUCGAAGGCAGCGCCUACAAGGCCGACCCUAAGAGCGACGAGGCUAAGCUCAAAGUCAAGUUCUACGUCCCUCCUUUCCUCCCCAUUAUUCCCGUCACCGGAGACUACUGGGUGCUCUUCGUCGAUCCUGACUACCAGCACGCCCUCGUUGGCCAGCCCUCCAGAAGUUAUCUCUGGAUAUUGAGCAGGACGGCGCAUAUGGAGGAAGAAACGUACAAGCAGCUGGUGGAGAAGGCCGUAGAGGAAGGAUACGACAUCAGCAAGCUUCACAGGACUACUCAGAGUGACACACCACCUGAGGCCGACACUGCCCCCGCGGACUCCAAGGGCGUUUGGUGGUUCAAAUCUCUCUUCGGCAAAUAGUUACAGAACACACUUAUAAAAGUCUUGUUUCACCUUUUUUCUUUUUUUAAACUCGUUUGUCUGUGUAAUAUAUUUCCCCUAUUGUCUUCUCUAGUUGUCGUUCAUCUGCU
Capsella rubella is the source of this 740-nucleotide messenger RNA. Its product is annotated as temperature-induced lipocalin-1. The record is from RefSeq and is a predicted model, not a curated record. NCBI's taxonomy places the organism in Eukaryota, Viridiplantae, Streptophyta, Magnoliopsida, Brassicales, Brassicaceae. The transcript is spliced from 2 exons. The coding region runs from base 64 to 630 and encodes 188 amino acids.